AGGGAAGGAGGGAUGGAGGGGGCGGAAACUCUUCGCUUCUCCGCACUUUUUAUGGAAGCGUUGCAGUUUGCAAGGAGGAGGUGGUAUAAAUGAUAAAACAGCAUCUAUAAUUUCUAAUCCAUUUUAUGUUUGGGCUUCACUUCACUGCUGAGAAGAUGAGCGGUGUGUCAGGUGUCGUGACUCGGACGGUGGAAAAUCGAGAAAAGGACCGCACAACUAAUGGUCAAUGCAGGCGGUUUAGACUCACUCGACAAGAUCAAGAUCAGCCAGGCUACACCUUGGAGUGGCGCAGCAACAAAGAGAGCAGCAUAGCGGUGCUGCCACAGCAACCAGAAGAACAGGCUGAAACACGUGAACUCAUCAGUUCCACAGAAGAAGUAAUUAAGGUUUACCUUGAAGCCUGUCCAGAGUCAGUGGAGAGUGUCAAGAUGCUGACGGAUGAGGCAUCACAGAUUCAGGAGGUGAGGUAUUGUCUGAAGACUCUGAGGGAGCAGAUGGCAGCCAGGCAGAAAAAUAACAACAAGCAUCCAGCCAAUGGCUUCAAAGUCAGUAUGCCCAGCAGCCAACCAGCUGUCCCCAGUAGAAACACUGCUUUCGUUGAGUCAGACAUUCAAGUUACGGAUAAUCAGGAGGAGAAUGUAAAGCUCAGGGAGGCAACCCAGCAUCUGUACACACAGCUGAAGGAGAUGGAAAAGAGGCAUCAGAAGGAGAGAGAGAGACUGCAGGCUGAGUCCAAUGAAUACUGUACUCGUCUGGCUGAGCAGUCGGAACGGCUGCAGAAGGCAGAGGAACAGUCGGAGGAGAGAGGUCAGCAGGUGGAGGAGCUGCAGCAGCUCCUGGGAAGCAUGGAGAUUGAGAAUGGCAUCCUCAAAAACAAGAUGGCCGCACGGGAGGCAGAGCUGCUGCAGCUCAAAGCAGACACGGGGAGAGAGCAGGGGAAAGAGAAAAGGUGUGCAGAGCUUGAGAAGGAGGUGGCCAUCCUGAAGGAAAAGAUUCAUCACCUUGACGACAUGUUGAAAAGUCAGCAGAGGAAGGUCCGCCACAUGAUCGAACAGCUGCAGAACUCCCGGACUGCGAUCCAAGAGCGAGAUCGAGUUAUCAGAGAUCUGGAGGAGAAGGUGGCUUUCCUGGAAGCUGAGAACAAAGAAAUGCAUGACCACAUGGAGCACCUCCUGGAAGGCAAGGACCCUCAGCCCCUGAAGUCCACUUUGAAAAAGCCAGAGGUCGUUUACAGUAAAACACUCAGACCAAUGUCACCGACCAACAAGGCCCUCCCAUGCAUCAAAGUCAUAGAGAUCAUGUCCUGAGUGGGAUGUGAACCAAGGGACUGGCUUUCUCAGCAUCAAACAGAAUCCGUACAAGGAAAGUACAAAUGAAUUCAAAUUGGGAUCCAAAGACAGGAGGAAUCCUACAAAAGAAACAUGAUGGAGCUGCACAAUGAAAAAAAUUUUACUGAACUCCUUAGAUGAUGUACAAACACAAAUCUGUACCAUGUCAGCAAGUUUUCGAGAUGCAGAGGCAGUAGCACGAGUUCAAGUAAAAAUCCCUGCGUUCCCCGUGUUAAGGUUUUCCACCUCCUCUUCUCUCCUACACAGAAUCUUUCAACAGGUCAGUGUCAAAGGUGGGUCGAGUUAUUAUUGUUAAUGUCUUUGCUAUGCACACUCUUGGACAAAUGUACAAAGAAAAUCAUACUGUGUUGAGUGUUUUCAGCACUGCUUCUUCCUACAGCCUACUUGACCAGUCUUAAGCAUCAGGGUCAAAGUUGUCAGUGCCGUGCACCUUACUUCCAUAGGACCUGCAGAUUUUUUGAAUUUGAAAUAUGAUUUAACUUGCAUAUAUUUCUCUGACACUACAGUGGGUCAGAAUAAUAGUGAUAAUGCUGUUCUAUGUAUUAGAAUUUUGACUUUUUAGCUAUGCUGAAAAAUACUGAUUAUGGGCUACAUGUAUUAAUAGACUGAAAACUAAAUGUAUUUCUUAUUUAUGCUACCAAAUGCUCCUUCAACCCACUUAUUAUAUAACAUGUUUUGUGUUAAAAGGUUUCAUACUUAAUACCAAGAAUUCCAGUUUAACUGAUACAACUCAAAUAAUUAUGCAUCAAUUGUCCGGAUGUUGCUGUUUAUUUCUGUAAAUUUUUCUCUGAUACGGUGCAGGAUGAACGUUUUUAUAAAGUGCAUAACCAUUUACUGUGAA
Molecule: messenger RNA, 2190 nt
Organism: Monopterus albus (swamp eel)
Lineage: Eukaryota; Metazoa; Chordata; Actinopteri; Synbranchiformes; Synbranchidae
Gene: tuft1b
Product: tuftelin 1b
Exons: 13
Coding region: 126-1307 (393 amino acids)
Biological process (GO): intracellular signal transduction
Cellular component (GO): intracellular anatomical structure
Source: RefSeq, a predicted model, not a curated record